CACUCAUUCACGGUACAGGCACUCAACGGAGUUGACCUUCCCCCUCUUCCUUCGCGAAUUGAUCAUGAUUAUACCGCAUACCAUAUCUGAAACGUCGAGGUGAGAGGUCCACAAAAAACCUCAACUACACAACCAUGCUCGCUGGCCCUCCACGCCUCGUGUCCCUGAUUACCAUCCUGCUCAUACUCUGCCUGGGAUGGUGGUACCUCCGACUUGUCGAGAAGCCUACGGCCCCAGGUCUGAAGACUGACCCGAGACCGCCGCCAAAGGCCUUCAGCGGGAAUGCGUUAGACUUCAGCAUCCCCUUAAAGUUCGCAGAGGGUACGCCAAAGCCCCUCGGUUCGAAUUACACCAUCGCUCUUGUUGUACCCAAGACAGAGAAGGAGGACCUGGCAUGGAUGCAGCGGGAGAUACCAGAGAUACAGUUGGUUGUUUAUGAAGUGGAUAAGCCCAAUGCGGUAAACAAGGUCCCAAAGAACAAGGGUCGAGAAGCCAUGGUCUAUCUUACCUACAUCAUCGAUCACUACGACGACCUUCCAGACACAGUCCUCUUUAUGCACGCCCACCGCCACGCCUGGCACAACAACAUGAUCAUGGGCCUCGACUCUGUCCAGAUCAUCAAGCGCCUAAACCACGACCGUGUCGCCCGCCUAGGAUACAUGAAUGUUCGAUGCCAUCACGAGCCAGGCUGCCCAGAUUGGAUCCACAUGGAUCGGCCAGGCGGCGACUUCGACUUCUUCAAGAAGCCCGAGGAGAUUUACUGGCGGCGCAACAUUUGGGAGGAGAUACACCCUGGAGCACCAAUACCGGCUUCGAUAUCUGGCAUCUGCUGCGCGCAGUUUGCGGUUAGCAGGGAGAGGAUACAACAGGUUCCGCUAGCGAGGUUCCAGCAUUACCGGAGGUGGUUGAUUGAGACGACCAUGGACGAUCAGUUCUCAGGGCGGAUCUUCGAAUACAUAUGGCACUACAUAUUCACUGGUCACGAGGUCUACUGUCCGGCAAUGAACACGUGCUAUUGCGAUGGGUACGGAAUCUGCUUUGGCGGCCGGGAUAACUUCACAAAAUACUUCAACAAGAUGGAUGAGCGAAAUAAACUGUUCGAGGAGCUGGACAGCUACGAGAAGAAGAAAGAACAAGCUAAGGAAGAAGGCAAGACGUACCAGCCCAGCGAGAAGGACAUAGCGAGGAUGGCGGAGCUGCAGAUUCAGGUUGAAAAGAUGGAUCGGGAAAUGGAGGUUACGAGGAACGAGGCAUUUGAGAGAGGGAAGGACCCUAAGCAGAGGCUGGAAGAGACGGAGAGUUGGGAUUCGAGUCAUAUUUGGGAUUAUGCUCCUAAAGGGGAUUAACGAGUUACGGAAUGAUUUUUAUUUAGGGCGCACGAGGUAUUAUACUUUAGGUCAGG
Molecule: messenger RNA, 1402 nt
Organism: Lindgomyces ingoldianus
Lineage: Eukaryota; Fungi; Ascomycota; Dothideomycetes; Pleosporales; Lindgomycetaceae
Exons: 2
Coding region: 135-1346 (403 amino acids)
Source: RefSeq, a predicted model, not a curated record